CAGAAUGUGAGAGGGACCCUUGUCAGCCUCAUUCAGGAGAGGGAUCUGGAGCGCUCCAGGAGGAAUCUGGCGAUCCAGGCACCCCCCCUCUCGACCUGCAGAGACACGGGGGGGGGGGAAAACCCCAUCUCGACACCAGUAAGUGGGAGUGCGGGUUGGAUUAUCUCUGUCCCAUCUCUCGUCUGGAUGGGAGGACGCGAGGCGCAGGUGCCUGGGGUUUGCGGUUUUGCUUGUCUGUCGUGGCAUUUUAACGUCAAGAGAAGACAGACCACGGGAGACGCCACAUCUUGUCACAUCUGAGCGCUCCGCGCUAUCGACGCGGGCUCUGAGCCGAGCCUCCAAGCCGCGGUCAUCCCGGUAUCGGGAUGGAUGAGUACGGACUAUUCAAUUCAAGCCUUGAAUAUUAUGACCUGUGGUUUUCAAACUACACUUAUGAGAACUACACAGAUGCAGAUGUGUUUGUCAACCAUGCCCACUCAUUGACUCCGGCAGCCAUCUUGGCCCUAGUCAUGUACGCCCUCACCUUCAUCCUCGGCGCCCCUGGCAACACAGCGGUCAUCUGGGUGGCGGGUUUUCGGAUGAAGCGGACUGUGAACACCGUGUGGUUCCUGAACCUGGCGGCCGCCGACCUGGCCUACUGCCUGUCGCUGCCCUUCCAGAUCGCCAACGUCGCCCUCGGCAACCGCUGGCCUGCCACGACUCCCCUGUGCCGGCUCCUCCCCUCGGCCAUCCUGCUCAACAUGGCGGCCAGCGUCUUCCUGCUAACCGUCAUCAGCGUGGACCGCUGCCUGGCCGUCACGCUGCCCGUCUGGUCGCAGCGCUGGCGAACGCUAGGCUGGGCCUGGGCAGCCUGCGCCGCGGCCUGGGCCCUGGCGAGCCUCAUGUGCCUGCCCGCCCUCCUCCACCGCCGGGUGUCGCCCCUGACGUCCACCUGCACCGCCAACUAUGCCGGGGCGGGGGUCAUUCGCCUGGUGGAGGUGUCGCGGGCCCUGGUGGCCUUCGCCCUCCCUUUCCUGGUCAUGGCGGCCUGCUACCUGAUGAUCGGCCUGAGGGUGCGUCGCGCCAGUUUCGGCAAGUCCCAGUGGCGCCCCCUGCGACUGAUCCUGACGGUGGUGCUGGCCUUCUUCGUCUGCUGGCUCCCCUACCACGUCUUCGGCCUACUCCAGGCUUUUGGCGACUAUCAGGCCAUCCGGGCCUGGGACUACGUCACCGUGGGCCUGGCGUCGCUCAACAGUGCCCUCAACCCCCUGCUGUACGUCUUCGCCGGGCGGGACGUCCGUCAGCGGGCACGGAGAUCCCUGGGCACCACCUUACGCCGGGCCCUCAGCGAGGAGGCCUCGUCCCAGACGUUGCGCAGCACUCGAUUGAAGAGCCGCAGCAGCAUGGACAACAGCUUCUGAUGCCUCCCAUGCCUCGCUACAGCUUCACAUGGGAAACUACACCCUCUCCCCCUUUCUCACCGCGUAAAUGCCAACCUGGGGGCCAUUUGCCAAUGGUUUCUCUCCUGAAUAAGCUGAGAAAUUAACACGAUUGCGCCAACACUCACCUGGUUCGAGCGCGGAAGGAUGAAAGCGUCUUUUUUGAAUUCGUUCACGAGAUGAGGGCUCGGCCUAGUGUUUGUUGCCUGUCCCCUGUCACCCACAUUGCUGCGUGGGUCCGCUGUCGCGUAUAGGCCGGACCAGGCGAGGACGGCCGUUUCCAUCCCUAGAAAGUGGGCCUCUCCAACAUCCCGUUGGAGCCGCGAGUUCCCAGAUCCUUACGAUCCGCCCUCGCGGGAUUUGAAGCUGGGACCCCCGGAACAUCCCCUGAGUUUUCUCGACGGACAGUCCGAUGGUCGGCUUCCCCGUCCUUGCCCUGGCCCGAGGUCUCAUUUCGGGCGGAGCAGAAACAGGCUCUCGGUCCUGAACUCGGCCACUUCCCGUUCCCUUGGAGGCGGAGUGAAGCCGCUUAAACGUUCUGGAAGCUUCUGACUCGGUCAGUGAGUCCCACCAGCCUCUGCUCGGAACUGUUUGGUUCCUCCCAACUUACUAGGCCCAAGGAGGAGGCCUAGUAGUACCAUCAUCGGCUGUGUUGAUCCAAAGACCCUGGGAAUGUUCCGGGGCUCCUUUACCCUCAACAGCAACGUCGUGGGAUCUCAAAUUCAAUAAAUUAAAGUCUAGAACUAAGAAUCUUAUGAUGAUUGUUGGAAAAAUCCAUCUGAAUCCCUUUAGGGAGGGACAAGGCCAUCCUUACCCGGUCUGGCCUACUCUAGACCCACAGCAAUAUGGCUCACCUUUAAUUAGUGAGAAAACCGGCCUAGCCAGCAUCCGGUCAAUGUUAUUUUUUAACAAAACGUGGGGGCACAGGGAGAGUUCGGGGUCGGCCAUUCAGGCCCUGCUCUGCCAGUGAGUAUAAUCAAUCCUGUUCUCCCACCUCCACCCACCCCCCAACAUCCCUUGAAGGCUUCAGCAAUUCGAGACACAAGUGUUCGCCUCAGGGUGGGCGUAGAUUUGAUGGCGAAACGGCAAGGGAGCUGGGACAGAGUUUCCCCAACGGUGGGGGCAUUGAGAUCGGCUGACCCCAGGGAUGAUGGGGGCCUGGCUUCGGAGGAGAGGGCGGGCACA
Molecule: messenger RNA, 2603 nt
Organism: Stegostoma tigrinum
Lineage: Eukaryota; Metazoa; Chordata; Chondrichthyes; Orectolobiformes; Stegostomatidae
Product: C3a anaphylatoxin chemotactic receptor-like
Exons: 3
Coding region: 366-1400 (344 amino acids)
Biological process (GO): inflammatory response; complement receptor mediated signaling pathway; positive regulation of cytosolic calcium ion concentration
Cellular component (GO): plasma membrane
Molecular function (GO): complement component C5a receptor activity; G protein-coupled receptor activity
Source: RefSeq, a predicted model, not a curated record